AUGGCGAGCCAGUUCAUCGGGCUGCGCAUGAGGGUCAUCCUCAAGGACCCGCCAGGCUAUCGUCUGACUGGCAUCGUGAGGGAUGUCGAGGCGGGCAACAGCCUCACUCUAACAAAUGUUUACAAUUCUGCCACCCAAGAGCGGACAGGCCAGGUAAAGAUUGUGGCGUCCAACAUUGCAGACCUGUCGGAGAUGGCGCGCGGCCGAGUGUCUCCCACGUCCUACACAGCUCCGGCACCCGAACCAAUCCCCGCUCCCGCGUUCACUCAGCCUUCCUCGCAGGCUACAUUCAUCGAUCCCGCCAUUCUGAGCAUGGGCCGCCGUCCAAUCUCGAGCACGCCAACCGCUUCGGCCCAGCAAUACCGGUCUGAUAAGGGUGGCUGGCCUAUCCCAGAGCCCGAGCCAGUGCCUUCCCCCCAGCGGGAGGGCAGCCAAGCUGCCAGACGGCCUGAGCAGGACCUGCUGGACUCGAUUAAAGGUCUCAAGGUCGACAGCCCAUCUAGGGAACAGAGCAAUGGCAGGCAGUCAGGCGUGUACGAAUCUCCGCUGCAGAAGAAGAAAACUCGAUCUCGGCAUACGAAGCAACCAAGAAGCCAUGGGGGCGAACAAGCUGCCCACGAAAUCGACGGCACGCCAGUGGCCAAUGUGCUGAGCGCCCACGGAAAGGGAUGGAGACAGACGCCCAUCCUGGAGAGCACCGCUUCGUUUCAGCCCUUCAACUGCCUCAAGCGCCAGGGCAAGGCCCGCAGAGGCCUUCAGGAUAACGGCUGGGCCUCGGAAGAUGUCACGGAGGAAAUGGGCGACUUUGACUUUGAAAACAACCUGGCCAAGUUCGACAAGCGAACCAUCUUCGACCAGAUGCGAAAAGAGGACCAGGUCGACGACGCGAGCCGCCUGGUCUCCCACAAUCGCCGCGCCAAGCCGGGGACUGCGGGGGGCAAAAACUUGCACAGUUCGGAGAACGUGCUCGACAUGCCAUCGAACGCGGCCCAGCACAACGACUUCUGGAACAGCGAGGCCGAUGUCGGUGUCAACGAGGAGGGCAGGCUAAGCGGGAGAGAGAACAGAAAUGGGCAGGGCUCUCGCAAGGCCAGCAACGUCAUGGGCGGCCAUCCCCUCAGCCGGGUUAACUCCACCCAACAAGUUCAGCAGCCAGGGCUCUACCUGGUGCCCUCAAACCGUCGCCUGGAGACCAUUUCUACGCUCCAGAUGCUCAACCUGGAGAACAUAGCGGCAAACGAGCUUGGCUUCAGCGAGAGCCUGAUGGCGGAGAAUGCGGGUCGCGGCAUCGCGGAGGUGGCAGUGACUGCCUUGGACGACCCGGCCAUGAAGGUUCGCUUUGGGCUUGCGGUGGCCGGCUCAUCGGCCGACGCCUCGUUGAACAGCUCGUCCAUUGUGAUACUGGCCGGCAACAGCAAGUCGGGCAUCCGUGCGCUGGCAGCGGGCCGGCACCUGCGCAACAAGAACAUGGAUGUCAUUGUUUGCCUGGUCGGCGUCGAACGCGAACGAGACUUGCUCGAGGAUCUCAGGCGCCAGAUGCAGCUGUAUCGAAGCUUCGGCGGCAAGGUCCUCGGCAAGAACGACUUUUUUGAGCAUCUGCGCAAGAGCUCGGCUUCUGGAUCUCCCGUCUCGGUCUCGCUCAUCAUCGAUGCGCUGCUGGGACUGACCAUCUCGUUUGAGGAGCUGAGGAUAGGGGAUCAGGCCACCGUAUACGAGUUGAUGGAAUGGGCAAACCGCAACGAGGCGUUUGUGCUCUCGGUCGACGUGCCGACGGGAAUCGACCCGACGACGGGCAAGAUUGCCAUUAUUGACGGAGGCCAACUGUACGUCAAGCCCCGCUACGUCGUGGCGAUCGGGGCGCCCAAGCGCGGGCUGCUCGAGGCCGUGACGCCGCCGACGGACAGCGACCUCGAGCUCCGCAACAACAACAGCAACGCGGCACAAGAGGACGAGUGGCGGUUGUUCAUUGCGGACAUGGGGCUGGGCAGCGCGGUGUGGAGAAAGGCCGGGACCAAGGUGCGGAGAGGCAUUGACUUUGACGGCAAGUGGGUGCUCGAGAUGCGAUGCCGAGGUGCCGAGGUCGAGUGA
Molecule: messenger RNA, 2088 nt
Organism: Hirsutella rhossiliensis
Lineage: Eukaryota; Fungi; Ascomycota; Sordariomycetes; Hypocreales; Ophiocordycipitaceae
Product: FDF domain-containing protein
Exons: 4
Coding region: 1-2088 (695 amino acids)
Biological process (GO): deadenylation-independent decapping of nuclear-transcribed mRNA; P-body assembly
Cellular component (GO): P-body
Molecular function (GO): mRNA binding
Source: RefSeq, a predicted model, not a curated record